GUCAGGAACUGUACAAUGUAUAUGGGACAGGAGGUUGCCUUUUGCUAAUACUCAGUUUCCAACAUCAAACGUCCUUUUUGUCAGAACUUGCAGUGCGCAUGGGAGUUCUGGGUCUUACCCCAUUUUUGCAGAAAACCUGCCCAGAAGUUAUCAGAAAACUUCCAGACCGCCUCAGAUCUCUCUGCGGUAAGACCAUUGUCAUUGAUGGCACUCUUAUAACCCAGCGCCUGCACUUCGCACCCAUGCCUCAUCCUCAUAGACACGUCCUCGGGUGGCACCGCAUAAUCACGGAACUCAAAGAGUGUAAUGUGAAAGCAAUUUGCGUCUUCGACGGUAGAGACCGUAGCGUUGCCAAAGCUCGAGAGGUAGAACGACGCAGGGAAAUACGGAGGCUGGACGCAGCUCGUUCGUCCAUCGAGGUAGAAAGACUGAGCAGACUUCGAAAAUUGAUGCGACUACUACCGCAAUAUCGUUCCAUGGAUCCGCCAGACCGUCGACGUGUCACCGACGCGUUAGAACACGUAUCAGUGGCUCCGACGACCAUUCCUACAUACUCCCAGCCUUCAUUGUCACCGUCGGGUUCCAUUCAGAAUGAUGUGAACUCCGUUAUUGUUAAUACCGCUCGCUCUCAGACAUGUCCGUCUGGUCAUUCUGAAUUUGAGCAGGUCUUCAAUGCUCUGUCAUCAUAUCCAGAGGAAGAUACCCUUUCGACACUUUACGAUUCUGUUAACAUUUCGGACGCAGACAUGAAGGAGAUUCUUCUCGCUCGUACAGGUCAAUCAGUUGCCGUCAUCACGCCUAGUGAUCCCAAGUCAUGGCCAGACCAUAUAAACAGUUCAGCGUUGGAUCCGGGUGCUUCCCUUAUUGAAGGUAUACCAAACCUCCGAAUGCAAGACCUCCCUCUUGGUCCAGGCAUCGGGAAAGAUUCCGUAUCCCCACCAGAGGAUGUGCUUUUUGCGCUUUCCACCCUAUAUCAAGAGUAUCGCGACUGCGUCGCACAGAUCACUUCACUUCCCUCUACCGUGGAGGUCCCAGAGUCGCCAGACGAGACCCGCGUCGAGAACAUUAUGUCGAGGUCCCAACUCCAAAUGACAAUAGAGGAAGGCCAAAUAUGGGACACACUUGCAGACGCUCCUGAGACGGCGCUUACAACACUGGCUGAAAAGAGUGGUGUUAUCUCCGAGUCUUACGCUCGCCGAUCGAAUCCUCCUACCGUUCAGACGUACGAGGAGAGCAAGGAGAUAUUGCGCGCCAUGGGAGUGCCAUGCAUCGAGUCAGAGGGACCCUUUGAAGCAGAGGCUCUCGCAUCCUCACUUGUCAUCCAUGGCAUAGCUGAUUACGUUGCAAGCGAAGAUACGGACGUCCUAGUCUAUGAGGCUCCCCUCAUUCGAAAUAUCGCCAAUAGAAACGAUCCACUAAUCCUCGUUUAUGGGUCCCACGUUCGUUCUGCUCUCCAACUUUCCAAGUCCGCAUAUAUCGACUUCCUCUUGCUCCUCGGCACGGACUUCUCACAGCGGAUCAAGAACGUUGGUCCUCAGCGCGCACUCAAGUUCAUCCGUGAAUAUGGCAGCAUCGAGCGUGUAAUCGCACAAGAACACAAGUAUCCGCCGCGGCUCUCCAAACAGAUGUACCUAGAACAAGUAGGCAUCGCUCGGCUCGCAUUCGCAACUCUGCCUCCUACUCCGGACCCUGAAAUGCUGAAGCAACGCGAUGUAAACCACGCGAAGGUUGCAGACAUUGUACAAAAGUAUAGAUUACAGAGAGUACUGCCCGUUCAGUGGAAUCACGGUACUGCGUUGGAGGGCAAUUAUUUUGCUGAUAAUCCUAGGGCAAGGAAGUUGACGCCCUCUGCGUACACUUCAUGGUAGUCCAUCGAACGUUCGUCUCAAGUCUUUUUAGAUGAUUAGUUACAUUAUUGGGCUGUUCUUGUCACUCACACUCAACGGUUUAAUACAAUCCAGCCUAUUUCGACUUCCGCAACAACGAUCACCCUCCACCUCCUUUGCCCCUACGUCUGCCCAGCAAUUCACGACUUCCACUAUCCUCACUACUUUAUCCUCUUCAGUCACGUCUUCGUUGACUAUAUCCUCGAGCAACCUGAGCACCUCCAAGACCUCAAUUUUGUCUACAUCUCCA
This is a messenger RNA of Suillus clintonianus, 2136 nucleotides long. Its product is annotated as PIN domain-like protein. Gene Ontology annotation, molecular function: 5'-3' exonuclease activity; DNA binding; 5'-flap endonuclease activity. NCBI's taxonomy places the organism in Eukaryota, Fungi, Basidiomycota, Agaricomycetes, Boletales, Suillaceae. The coding region runs from base 99 to 1868 and encodes 589 amino acids. The transcript is spliced from 6 exons. Gene Ontology annotation, cellular component: cytoplasm; nucleus. The record is from RefSeq and is a predicted model, not a curated record.